CCACAAUCGGACCUAUUAAAAGACGACUGAGAGCUCGCCAUGCACCGUACCCUAAUCCAGCGACCAUCAGACGUUCGCAAAGAAUUCAAGCUCAGAAUAAUAUGCCAACUGCCUCAAACCUAACCACAACAAGCGUUACUACUAUUUCGACCGACGAUCAAAAGCGAAAGAGCUCUAUCGAGCAUCAUCAAAAUCAGACGGGUCACGAAAUGAACUGGGAAAACUUCAAUAUUCUUUGCCAUGAAUCACACAAAUACAAAUUAUUAUUAAAAGAAUCUUUAAUUAUCAAAGCAUACAAUACCGCACUUAAUAAAACAACCCAUUCAGUUCCACUUAUCAUAUAUCCAGAAGGACUCCCACCGAAUCAACUGCGCAAACCUUAAAGAUCCCAACAGCCAACCUAAACAAAACUAUCAUCUAAGUGUUGGUCAUGGAGAUGGUGCUGAAGAUGUCAAUUAA
Messenger RNA from Adineta ricciae, 459 nucleotides. Lineage: Eukaryota; Metazoa; Rotifera; Eurotatoria; Adinetida; Adinetidae. The record is from the annotation of a GenBank genome assembly.